UCAUCGAAAGUCGGAAAAAGAUGCUGAAUUUGGGAAUUUUGUAAAUUUACUGAUGUUUUCCAAUGUCUGAGUCGAUAUCCUUGGUAGUCUUACGACUCGAAAUCGAGACUGGAUUUCCCCUUACCACAGAUUUAGAGUAUAGAGCACCAGAUUUUGAAAUACUUGGUGAGAGGGAGGCAGCAAAACACAAAGCCAGUUACGCCGAGGCAGCUUGCAGCUCUAAACAGGAUUUUUCUCGAGACCUGUUGAUUCAGAAGUGCAGAGGAGAGAGGAUACUAACAGAUCUGACAAUAGAGACUUACUUAAAUGACAUGAAUAACCAAGCGGAAAAAAACUGGAAUCCUAUGGAAAAGAACAAUACAGAGACUAAAUCAAAGAACCCAGACAUUGGUGCCUUUUCUCGGGAAGGCUCCAUUACAUCUAAUGCGUCAACCUCCAGUGGAGAGAAAGCGGCAUCAAAGGAGGUGUGUUUCCAGCCUAUUGAUGAUAGCGAUGACAGCCCUAUGCCAAGCCAGAGGGGGGAAAGGCCACACAGUGGGGGGAGGAUAAGGGGCAGCCCCCAUGAUUCUCCCACAAUACAAUUCUUCUCUGGGAACCCUAUGGUUGAGAGGACAUGUGGGAUUUUACAUCUGUACAAAGACAAUAAGAAGACAUCCCUGAAGGAUGAAGUUCCAAGGAGUGAACUGAUUUGUAUGUUAGCAGUACCAGCAGCGUACACGAUCCAUGAUCUGGUUAAAUUCACUGCCCCUGUUGUUGAGGGUAUUGAGUACAUGAGAAUUAUCAGAGAUUCCACCCCUAACCAGUAUAUGGUUCUUAUAAAGUUCCACAAACAGAGACUGGCUGAUGAAUUCUUUAAUACGUACAACAAUGUGUCCUUCAACUCCAUAGAACCAGACAUUUGUCAGCUUAUCUAUGUAGCCAAGGUGGAAGUCAUGAAGGACUCAGAGGGAGCUUGUUUACCGGUGGCUGGUCUGACAGAGCUUCCUAAUUGCCCUGUGUGUCUGGACAGAAUGGAUGAAUCUGUGGAUGGCACCCCAGUGUUAACGAUUUUGUGCAAUCACACAUUUCAUGUCAACUGUCUGGCAAAGUGGGGAGACACCAGUUGUCCAGUUUGUCGGUACUGCCAGACCCCCGAGGAAACAGCUGACCAACGCUGUAUGACCUGUGGCUCCCAGGAGAGUUUAUGGAUUUGUUUAGUUUGUGGGAACAUUGGAUGUGGAAGAUAUGUUGACCUACAUGCAUACAAACAUUUUCAAGAAACACAGCACACAUAUGCCAUGCAGUUAGGUAACAGUAGAGUGUGGGAUUACGUUGGGGAUAAUUUUGUUCAUCGUUUGGUUCAGAGUAAAGGUGAUGGUAAACUGGUAGCUGUGGAGGACCAGCAAAGCUCAGAAAUGGAUGGGAAGGCUGACUCUCUAUCGUUGGAGUACACAUAUCUCUUGACAAGUCAACUUGAACAACAACGGAAAUAUUUUGAGCAGAAAAUGGCACAAGUGGAGAAGAGUGCCCAAGAAAGAGCUGACAUCUUGGAUGUAAAAUAUAAAGCUGCUACAGAGGAUUUAGAGAGAGUAAAAGUUGAACAACAAGCUUUAAAUAAGGAAAAACAGGCUGUGGAAAAAAAGUGUUCACAUCUGCACAGUCGACUGACAUCGGCUCUGAAGGAUCUACAGGAGGAAAAACAAAUGAACAAGUGUCUGUUAGAGAACCAGCAGGUCUGGCAGAAAAAGGUCACGGUGUUAGAGAGUCAGGUCCAGGACCUCUCACAAAACAAGGAACAGGAAAUUCAGGAGUUGAGGGAGCAGUUACGAGAUGUGAUGUUUUACAUGGGAGCUCAGCAGAAGCUGUCUGAGACCUCAGAAGUGUCCCAGACAGAACUAGAGCAGAGUCAGGUCAUAGUCGGGGCAUCUGGAAACAGCCCCUCCCCGCGCUCCAAAAAAGGCAGGAAAAAGGAGAGGUGAACAGGUGCCCCCCACAGAAGAGCAAGUCCUUCAUUUUCUGCAAUAUUUCUCUGUGAUGUGAUGCCCUCACAAAAAAAAAAAUCCAAACUCAAGAAGCAGAAUAUUCCAACCGUUUUCUGUAGUUUGUGUCUUAUACAAGAGUGCUCAUGGAGCAGAUUUUAUUUCAAGUGUUCAAGCCUGAUGUUAUUUUAAUUGCUGAACAAAGAUUCAUUAAUCUGAACACUUCUUGUCCACUAUAUUGUAUAGACAGCUUUGUUGUUGUUUUUUAUUUCUGUAUGUCAGUAUGUUGAUUGUAUGUCUGUGACGUAUUUCAUUACAAACUGUUUGCCUGGAGCAAAGAGAAACUGCCAAAUAGAGUCUGUGAUUUAUAUGAUUAAAACAAUUCAUCUACAUCUUU
Saccostrea cuccullata (small rock oyster) is the source of this 2355-nucleotide messenger RNA. Its product is annotated as BRCA1-associated protein-like. Gene Ontology annotation, biological process: protein ubiquitination; Ras protein signal transduction. Gene Ontology annotation, cellular component: cytoplasm. Bases 63 to 1958 code for a protein of 631 amino acids. The record is from RefSeq and is a predicted model, not a curated record. Lineage: Eukaryota; Metazoa; Mollusca; Bivalvia; Ostreida; Ostreidae. The transcript has 14 exons. Gene Ontology annotation, molecular function: ubiquitin protein ligase activity; zinc ion binding.